AUGAACAACAAAGAUAAUAAUAAUAAUGAUAAUAGUAAAAUAGAUGAUCCACAAAGUAGUUGUGUAAUCAGUAGAGUAUUUAAAGAUAGAUAUCUACUCUAUUCGAUAGUUCAAAGAAUAAGAAGAGAAUGUUUGGUAUUGGGUGCUAUGAUGCCUAUUGAAAAGAGUCCACCACCUAUUAGAUAUCAUUGGGUUCCUCGUGAUCCCGUUCUCACGAUAGAGUAUCGACAAUAUAAUCUCCUUAUCGAUUAUAUAAAGUCAACACCCAAAGAUGGACACAAUUCUAUCUUUUGGUCACUAGUAGGACUUGGAUUGGAGUGGAAACAAAUGACACAUCAACAACUAUCACAACUCUUUCAACUAUUCUCUGAGCAAUUUAAAAAAUACUUUGGGAUUAGUGCAGACAAUCCAAAAGACCAAACAAUCAACAACAUUUUUAAAUUCCUAACAACUACAAAAUGGGAAUACCAGUCUUGGAAGAUAAUCAUUGAUUUUAUCAAUACUCAUUGUAUAAUUUAUAAUAAUAAUAAUAAUCAAGAGGAAGGACAAUCAACAUCAAAGAAAAAGAUAAUAACAAAAAAUAACAAAAGAAAACAACCAUCAACCAAACAAACAAAUUCAACAACAACAAUCCUAAAGAUAUUUUUAGAGACCAACUCGUUAGAAUCAUCACCUUGGAUAUGGGUUCUUCUUCGAGAAUAUUUGUUGUUACAUGAAAAUGUACAAAUAUUGGAUGAUAUUAUCCAAGAGGUUGGAGUCAAGGCACUAUUGGAUGCAAAGGAUGAUGGAAAGAGGAUAGACCCACCAAAAACCUCUAGAGUAAUGGGAACCUAUAUUGGAGCGAACCUAGACUCGAAAAUGAUUCAUAGGAUCUAUAAGAAACCACUUGAUAGUGCCUUGAAAUCUCACAACAAAGAUUUUGUUUCAAAGGCAUUAAAGGGUGACCCUCAAAAAAAUCAAAUAUAUGAUAUUCGUACCUUCAUUUACGACUUUCUCUCGGGAGAUAUCAACCUUGAUGACGCCGAAAAUUUAUUACAAGAUCUCAAGUCAUUGGUGGAAUGUAUUCAUAUAUUACAUCCAGAUAUGGGUAACCUAAAUGAAACCAUUCACGAGUCAAUCGGGUAUCCAAUGUCAUCACCACCAUCGGUUCCCUAUUUUAUUUUAUGGUUGUUUGGUUAUUGGACAUCCACAACAACAUUUUUCAAAGUAGAGGAUGAAAUGGCCCACUUAAUCGUUUCACUGUUCUCCAGAAUCGAAAACAACAACAAGGAUCAAAUGAUCAAAUAUUUGAUUUAUAAUCUUGGAUUCUCAACCAUUUGUGCUCAUGGGUCAUUGGAAUUGGUACAACUAUCCUAUCAACAUGUAAUGAAAGGGUUGUCAGAUAGUGAUGAGCCAGAUAGUGACGAUCCAGAUCCCUAUUUUAUUCGUUUUCAAUCGACCGAUAUCAAAGUAUUAGAAUUCUUGGUCGGUAUUUUAAAACAACAAGAUUUGGAAUACAAUGAACAUGGAAAACGAUCAAUUAUCAGAGUAAAUAGUGUGGAGAUGGCUAGCCAUUGUGAUCCCGAAUUGGUUGAACCAUUGUUUGAAUCAGACUCGCCCGUUUCAGAUAUCGCUCUUGCCAUUGGAUUGUUUGACUAUUUUUCAGUAUUGGACGAACCCAUUCGGUUCAGGAAAUUAGAAAGGAUGUUAGAGAUGGCAAUCAAUUCAUUUCAAGCUCCACUCAUCAUUUACAUGUACAAACAUUAUAACAAAAAUCCUUUAAAUUUUGACCCUUAUCAUCAUCCACCACCUUGCAACAUGGAUCGAUUGGUCAAAGAACAUCAAUUCCUUCUUAUUAAAGAAUUGAUUGAUAAUGACGUUCCAAUGGUUAUCAAUGAUUCAGAGACAUGGAUGAUAAUUGGAAGAUAUGCAUCAACCGAGUGGAUUGACAUACUCUUAAAAUACACCAAUCCAACAAUACUAAGUAAUAAUAAUAAUAUUAAUAAUAAUAAUAAUGAUAAUAGUAAAAUAAAUGAUUCACAAAAUAGUUGUGUAAUCAGUAGAGUAUUUAAAGAUAGAUAUCUACUCUAUUCGAUAGUUCAGAGAAUAAGAAGAGGUGGAUGUUUGGUAUUGGGUGCUAUGAUGCCUAACGAAAAGAAUCCACCUAUAAGAUAUCAUUGGAUUACUCCUGAUCCCGUUCUCACGAUAGAGUAUCGACAAUAUAAUCUCCUUUUAGAUUGUAUAAAGUCAACACCCAAAGAUGAUUACGAUUCUAUGUUUGAGGCACUAACAGAACUGGGCUUGGAGUGGAAACACAUUACACCUUUACAACUAUCGCAACUCUUUCAACUAUUCUCAGAACAAUUUAAAAGAUACUUUGGGAUUAGUUCAGCUAAUCCAAACCAAGAAACAAUGACCACCAUUUUUAAAUUCCUAACAACUACAAAAUGGGAAUACCAAUCUUGGAAGAUGAUCAUUGAUUUUAUCAAUACUCAUUCUAUAAUUUAUAAUAAUAUUGAUGAUGAUAAAGGACAACAAUCAACAUCAAAGAAAAUGAAAAAGAAUAAGAAAAAAACAAAAAAUAACAAAACAAACAAGCCUUCAACAACUACAACAACAAAACGACCACCAACCAAAUCAACAAUACUAAAGAUAUUUUUGGAGACAAAAACAGAAGAUGGUAAAAGUUCUUGGAUAUGGGUUCUUCUUCGAGAGUAUUUGUUGUUACAUGAAAAUAUACAAAUAUUGGAUAAUAUUAUUCAAGAGAUUGGAGUCAAGGCACUAUUAGAUGCAAAGGAUGGCCGAGAAAGAAUAGACUCACUAAAAUUUUCGAGAGUUGUGGGAGCCUAUGUUGGAGCCUAUGUUGGAAAUAACCUAGACUCGAAAAUGAUUAAUCGGAUCUUUAAGAAACCACUUGACAGUGCCUUGAAAUCUCACAACAAGGAAUUUGUUUCCAAGGCAUUAAAGGGUGACCCUCAAAAAAAUAGAGUCCCUUUUAUUCGUACCCACAUUUUCGACUUUCUCUCGGAAGAUAUCAACCUAGAUGACAAAGACCAUUUAUUACAAGAUCUCAAGUCAUUGGUGGAAUGUAUUCAUAUAUUACAUCCAGAUAUGGGUAACCUAAAUGAAACCAUUCACGAGUCAAUCGGGUAUCCAAUGUCAUCACCACCAUCGGUUCCCUAUUUUAUUUUAUGGUUGUUUCAUUAUUGGAUGUCCACAGCAACAACAACAGUUAAAGUAGAAGAUGAAAUGGCUCGUUUAAUCGUUUCCCUAUUCAGCAAAACCAACGACAACAAAAAGAAUCAAAUGAUCAAAUAUUUAAUUCAUAAUCUUGGAUUCUCAACCAUUUGUGCUCAUGGGUCAUUGGAAUUGGUACAACUAUCCUAUCAACACAUAAUGGAGAGUUUACCAAAUAUUGAUGAGUCGGAGCAUCAUUUUGUUCGUUUUGAAUCGACCGAUAUCAAAGUAUUGGAAUUCUUGGUUGGUAUUUUAAAACAACAAGAUUUGGAGUACAAUCAACAUGGAAAGUUUAUUCAUCCAAGGUUUAUUCUUCAUCCCGAUAUUGUCUCAUCAUUGGACGGUUUUAUAUCUCCAGUUUUUAAAGGAGAGUUGUUGGAAUACAUGGUCAUGCAAGUGUCAGAGAUAUUGAAUACACGUAAAUGGUCGAUUGAUAACGACUCUAUCAAAGUCAUUUUAAGAAACGGAUAUUUCAAAGUGGCAGAUGUGUUGUUGGUAAAAGCAAAAAUGUUGCACAGUUUGGGUUACGGAUCAAAACAAAUUGCAAAAGUAAAUAGCUUGCAAAUGGCUCGCUACAGUCUAAUUUGUGAUCCUCAAAGUGCUGAUCCAUCGUUUGAAUCAGACUCGCCCGAUUCAAAUAUCGCUCUUGCCAUUGGAUUGUUUGAUUUUUACUCGGUGUUGGAUUUACCAACCCGACUAAGGAAAUUAGAAAAGAUGUUAGAGAUGGCAAUCAAUUCAUUUCAAGCUCCACUCAUCAUUUACAUGUACAAACAUUAUAACAAAAAUCCUUUAAAUUUUGACCCUUAUCUUUAUCCACCACCUUGCAACAUGGAUCGAUUAGUCAGAGAUCAUCAAUUCCUUCUUAUUAAAGAACUGAUUGAUAAUGAAAUUCCAAUGGCUAUCAAUGAUUCAGAAACAUGGAGGAUAAUUGGAAGAUACGCAUCAAGGCAGUGGAUUGACAUACUCAUGAAAUACACCAAUCCAGCAAUCCUCAAAAAUAGAAAAAAGGUGAAAGAAUUCUUUCUGUUCCUUGAAACUGGUUUGGAUUCUAAUCUAGAGGCUGUUGAAAUAAUAGAAUAUAUCAGUGAAAAUUAUCCAAUUUAUAACAAAUUAUUCUUUUAG
Messenger RNA from Cavenderia fasciculata, 4338 nucleotides. RefSeq lists its product as uncharacterized. The transcript is spliced from 3 exons. The coding region runs from base 1 to 4338 and encodes 1445 amino acids. NCBI's taxonomy places the organism in Eukaryota, Evosea, Eumycetozoa, Acytosteliales, Cavenderiaceae. The record is from RefSeq and is a predicted model, not a curated record.